UGGGUGCCGGCAACCUGGGAGCAUGAUGAUGGGCAGCAACUCCUCAGCGAGCCACGGCAAGUCUCCCCUGGCCGCCGCUUCGGGUGGCUUCCAGAGGUUCCCAGGACCAACGCAGCAGCAGCACCCCUCGGGGGCCACGCCGACACUCAACCAACUGCUGACGUCCCCGAGCCCCAUGAUGCGGGGCUACGGCGGGGCAUAUCAUGACUACAGCGGCUCCGCGGCGCAACAGCAGGCCGGCAUGAGCCUGGGGAAAGACGCGGGGCCCCAGUAUGGAAGCAGCUCGGCCCACGGCUGGGGAGGGCAGCAAAGAAACCACCCGCAUGCCAUGAGUCCAGGCAACGGAGAGCAAGGCCUCGGCAGGACACAGGUGUCCUCCAUGGACUUCAUGGCUAUGAAGCGCUCGCAGCUCUACAGCAUGGCCAACAACCCGUACUCCUCUCCACAGCAGCCGGGAGGAGGCGGGCCUUACCCUCCGAGCCAGCCAUACACAUCACCUCCUCCGCACAGAUAUCCAAUGAGCAUGCAAGGGAGGGGCCAAAUGGGCAUGCAAGGGAUGCAGUAUCCUCAACAGCAGCAGGUGGCGCCAUAUGGCCAGCAGGGGAUGGGGGGCUACAGCCAGCAGCAGCAGCAGGCAGGGCAGCAGGGAACCCCUCCGUACUUCAGCCCCCCUCAGCAGACCCCUCCAGGCCAAACCCAGAGCCCUUACCUGCAGCCUCGACCCCCACCACAACAGGAGGCCCAGCAGGAGACGUACGUAACCAGGGGUCCGGCCCCAGGGAAUUCUGGGAAGGCCAACAAUGAGGACGGCAUCUCCCAAGACCGCCCGUCCAGUCUGCCGGAUCUGUCCGGUUCGAUUGAUGACCUCCCCACCGGGACGGAGGCCGGUCUGGGCUCAGCCGUCAGCGUCGCCGGCUCCUCCUCCAGCAGCAGCAGCAGCAGCAGCCAGGGGGAGCAGGGAGGGGCCGGCAACCAGGGACAGUCCCCCUUCUCCCCUCACGCCUCCCCCCACCUCCCCAGCCAGAGGAGCGGGCCCUCUCCCUCCCCUGUGGGCUCACCCGCAGGCUCCACUCAGUCCCAGCAGUCGCGAUCCGGCUCUGGACCCAUCUCUCCUGCCAGUGGACCCUCGGCCAACACCACCGCACCAGGUUCUGCGAUGGCCCCACUGAGCUCUGGGAACGGACCAGAAGGAGCCCACCCGCCAAUCACCCGCUCACCUAUGGCUCAGGAGAAAGGGUUCAUGUCCAACAUGCAGAGAAACCAGGGUAGCUCUCAAUUUGCCUCUCCUCAAUCCGGAUCUUCGAUGUCCCCCCACCCGUCACCUGGGGGCCCAUUGUAUUCUGUGGUGGGACCCUACUCCCAGAGUGGCCCUCCAGGCCCGUACGGACCUCAAGGAUCCCAGUAUGGACACCAAGGUAACUACCCCCGGCCCUCCAACUAUGGUGGUCCUGCCAGCACCAGCUACAGUGGCCCUGGCCCUGGCAUGACCAACAGUCUGGGGAUGAAUGCAAGCAGCCCCAUGCACGGCCAGGGGCCCGGCCAGCCCAUACCUGGGGGUCGCAGCAGCCACGGCCCGGGCAGCCAGAACAGGGUGUACCCGCCCAUGGCUCCCAGCUCCCCCAGCAUGCCCCAGCCAGCUGGGCACGGGAUGGGCCCUCCUUCUUUGGGUAAUUCUAACCGCAAGGCCCAGGAGGCAGCAGCAGCUGCCAUGCCGGGAUCUGCCAACUCCACACACAACAGGCAGGGCAGCCAUCAAGGCCCUGGCAUCAGCCAGGCGAGCACCACGGCUGCCACUGUCCCCAACAGCCAGCCAACGGGGAACAACAGCUCAGCCAUGGGCAACGCACAAGGUCCAGCCUACAAUAUGCCGCCUUCAGGAGCCAUGGGGGUGAUGAGCCCAGAUGGGAAAUCAAAGACGGACAUCAAAGACGACAGCGGCCCGGCCAACGAGCCUCACAAGCCAAAGCUCCAAGACGGCUACAGCAGCAACAACAACAACAACAACAGCAGCAGCAGCAGCAGCUCCCAGCAGUGCGUGUCCCAGCCGGCCACGCCAGGCAGCGCCCUGCCCGUGCCCUCCCCCCUCUCGCCCAGCCCAGCCAGCCUGUCCUCGUACCAUGGAGACGACAGCGACAGCAUCAGCAGCCCCCCCUGGCCCCUCAAGACCCCCUCCAGUCCUAAAGCCAACCCAAACUCCUCCUCCCUCAGUGGGGAGCGAAUCACACGCCUACUUGAGCUGGGUGUGGAGCCUGAGAGGCGGGGCUGGGUGGAGCGAUACCUGACCUUCAUGGAGGAAAGGGGCACGCCUGUUACCCAGCUUCCCACUGUGGGCAAGAAGCCGCUGGACCUCUGGAAGCUCUACGUAGCUGUGCGGGAGAUAGGAGGCCUCGCCAUGGUAAACAAGAAUAAGAAGUGGCGCGAGCUGUCCACCACCCUGAACGUGGGUACAUCCAGCACCUCCGCCAGCUCGCUCAAGAAGCAGUACAUCCAGUAUCUGUUUGCCUGCGAGUGUAAGAUGGAGAGGGGAGAAGAUGCGCCUGCAGACAGCAGCAGCAGCGGCAGCAGCAGCGUGGCCGGAGGGGACGGCAGGAAGCAGGUCAAGAUCCAGCCGCCCUCACCUGCUCAUUCAGGCGGCUCCCUCCAAGGCCCUCAGACGCCCCUGUCCUCUGGCGGCAGCUCGACAGCAGAGGCAGCGGGUGAUCUGAAACCCCCCACACCUGCCACCACGCCCUUGGGACAGGUCACACCCCUGCCCCCCAACAGGAGCAAUGUGAGCGUACAGGACCCAUUCUCGGAGGUGAGUGACCCGGCCUUCCAGAAGCGUGCGGCCUCCCAGCCCCCCUCAGCUCCUUACCAGCAGGGCCUCAGCAUGCCUGACAUGAUGAUGAGGAUGCAGUACGACUCCAAGGACCCCUUCGCCGGGAUGAGGAAGAUGGCAGGAGCUGAUCCGUACAUACCGGGCCAGAUGCCCAGUGGUGGCAUGCAGGACAUGUAUGGUCGACCGCCGUCAGCCUUGAGCAUGAGCCAGCGGCCGCAGUAUCCAUAUGGACCGGGCUAUGACAGGAGACCGGACCAUGUCAUGGGGAUGGAGGGCAACAUGGGUCCCCCUGGGAGUCAGAACAACAUGGGACCCUCGAACAGUGAGGGCAGCAUGUACUCUCCCAGUAGAUACCCUUCACAGCAGAGACACGACGGCUACAGUCAGCAGUAUCCCAACAUGCCAUAUGGGAUGCAUCCAUCUGGGAUGUACCCUCAGCAACAGCAGGGCUACAAACGGCCCAUGGACGGCAUGUACGGCCCCCCACCCAAGAGACACGAAGGCGACAUGUACGCCAUGCAGUACGCCAACCAGCAGCCGGACAUGUACAACCACUACGGGGGCGGGUACUCGGGCCCCGAGCACAGACCCAUCCAGGGACAGUUCCCCUACCCCUACCCCCGCGACCGCAUGGGCCCCUCAGGUCAGAGCCAGCACAGUAUGAUGGGUGGGGGGCCCACUCCUAAUCAUGCCGCCGAUGGCCCCAACAUGUGGCCGUCCAGGACUGAGCUUGGCUACCCCUACCCCAACCGACAGGGGCCGCCAUCACAGGUGCCUCCUUACGGCUCAAUGGGCAGAGACGACAUGGACGGACGUCCGGGGCCGGAGCAGUGGCACCGUCAGUCUCCCUACAUGUCUUCAUCGGGGGGGAUGCCUCCCCUGUCCUCACGCCAGCCAUCUCCUUACUCCAACUCUCCAUCCAUGGCCAACCACCUGUCCAGAGCCCUCAGCCCAGGAGCCUUCCAGCGCUCCAUGGACUCCAGGAUGUCACCCAAAGCCCUGUUCAUGUCGCCCAUGAAGAUGCCGAAGCCUGGGAUGACCAUGAUGGGCUCACAGGGAGGCGGAUCCUUUGGUCACUUUCCUCCCAACCUGAGGCGGGACUUCAACUACCCACCAGGAUCAGUGGAGGCCACCAUGCCGAUUCUUAAGCCCAGGCGCAAGCUCACCUCCAAGGACACUGGAACGCCUGAGGCCUGGCGCGUGAUGAUGUCUCUGAAGUGCGGCCUGCUGGCAGAAAGCACCUGGGCCCUAGACACCAUCAAUAUCCUGCUGUACGAUGACAGCACUGUGGGCUCCUUCACCCUCUCGCAGUUGCCAGGAUUCCUCGAGCUGAUUGUGGAGUACUUCCGCCGGUACCUGAUUGAGAUCUUUGGCAUCCUGGAAGAGUUUGAGGUGGGGACAGUGGCCCAGAAAAGCCUUUUAGACCCCGCCGGUAAACAGAAAGAAGAAGUCAUCCCCGACCAGGAAACGGACUCUAGCGGCCAUCCUGAACCUGAGUCCGCUCCGGCAGAGGAGAUGCAGGUGGAGCCAGCAGGAGGCCUCGUGGAGGAGGCUCAGCCAGCCACUGCUGCAGAGCCACAGUCAGCUGAGGCCAGCAGUGAGAAGGAGAAGUCUCAAGAGAUGAGUAUAAAGAAGGAGGACACAAAUGACGAGGACCGAGAGAAAGACGGAACAGAAGAAGAGAGUGAAAAAGGAGCAGAGAACAAAAAGGAGAGUGUUGAGCAGCCGGUCGCAGAGCUAAAGCCCAAACUCCAGCAAGCCAGUAAAUACGAUAAGCUCCCCAUCCAGAUUGUCCACAAAGAGGACAUGUUGGAAGACAUGACAGAGCACUUGGGUUACGUCACUGAGUUCACGAGCGGGUUGCUCCACUGGCAGGCGGGCGGAGGCAACUCCACCGCACACAUUCAAACACAAUUUGAACCCCGCGGCGCACCGCCUCCCAGGGCGGAGGAGGGCAAGGCGGGAAAGGAAAACGCCGAGGAGAACGCGGUGGUGGAGGAUGGGAGGAAACACCCGCUGAGACAUAUCACCGCCACGAUAGACGAUGUCCUGUGUGCUCGGGUCGGCGCCCUUUCUUACGCCUACCCUGCGCGCUCCUUGCCAUCCUACCCCUUCAGGGCGCAUCCCGACGGGGAGCAGGACCACAUCACCUUGCUGGAGGACGAGCCUCGCUGCCUGGACGAGGCGGCGCUCUCCACCUCCUCCGCCUGGCAGGACGAGCUGGCCAAGCGCUGCCUGUGCAUCUCCAACAUCGUCCGCAGCCUGUCCUUUAUCCCCGGAAACGACUCGGACAUGUCCCGCCACCCUGCCCUGGUUCUCCUUCUGGGCCGGCUGCUCCUGCUGCACCACCAGCACCCGGAGAGGAACCGGUCGCCCCCCGGCUACCAGAGGGACGAGCAGAAGGAGCGGGGGCUGUCGAGCAGCACAGAGGAGUGGCGGUGGGAGUGUCUGAGUCAGCUCCGGGAGAACGCCAUGGUCAGUCUGGCCAACAUCUCGGGUCAGCUGGAUCUCUCCACCUACCCAGACACUAUCUGCCUCCCCGUCUUGGAUGGCCUUCUCCACUGGAUGGUGUGCCCUUCAGCUGAAGCCCAGGACCCGUUCCCAUCAGCAGCACCCCACUCCCAGCUCACUCCCCAGAGGCUGGCGCUGGAGGCGCUCUGCAAGCUGAGCAUCCAGGGCGGCAACGUGGACCUCCUGCUCGCUACGCCGCCUUUCAGCCGACAGGAGAAGCUUUUCACCAUCUUGGUCCGCUACGUGGGCCAGAGGAAGGCCCAGGUGUACAGAGAGAUGGCCGUGGCCGUGCUCUCCCACCUGGCACAAGGAGACCCCACGGCAGCGCGGGCCAUCGCCGUGCAGAAGGGCAGCGUGGGGCAUUUGGUCGGCUUCUUGGACGAUGGUGUGAGCAUGGCGCAGUACCAGCAGAACCCUCACAGCUUGCUGCACAUGGGGCACCCCCCCAUGGACCCACCCAGCAUAAACAUGAUGUGCAGAGCCGCUAAAGGCCUGUUGGCGAUGGCCCAAGUGGAGGAGAACAAGUCAGAGUUUGUGUUGUACGAAAGCCGAUUAUUAGACAUCUCCAUUUCCUCUGUGCUCAACGCGGGGGUGGUGGCUAUUAUUUGCCAAGUUCUCUUUCACCUGGGGAAAUUAUGACAAGAGGAGAGGCGGGACUCACACAGCAGAGGCUAAGGCAAACAAGACGCUUCUGUGGUUUCCUAUUUUUAUUUAUCAAAAUGACAGAAAAUGUUUGUUUUUUUAAAGACAUAUCCACAAAAUAUCUCUAUAUAUGUACAGCUUCUGGGCCCUGUUAAAAAAAAGUGGGUUUGGCAUUUGAAAGCUCAUUUUAAUACAAAUAUUUAAUACCUGCUGGUGUUGGAUUGCUGAUUUUGUUUGGCAUUUGUUUUUGUUUGUUUACUUUUUCAGCCAAAGCUGCCACCAGACGUUGGUGCUGAAUUACGUGGUUCCUUUUGAGAUGUUUUUCAGUUUUAUAAAACGCUAAUAUACUCAUCAACAUUUUGUUAAUGGAGAGUAUUUAUUUAAAAUGUGACUCUGUACAGUAGUUUGAACUUUUUUGCCAACAGUUGUGGGGGGGAAAAAACACUGACUUUUCAAAUUGAAAUGUAUAUGUCUCCAUCGCUGGAAGAUAAAUUGUGCAAUAGGACUCUAGAGCAAGUUGUCCCUUUCAGAGAACAAGAAUAAUCUUAAAAGAUACCUGCAGUGUGUGCUUUAGGCCAGGAGAGGGCAGCAUUGCACCAGCCAAUCAACACGAGAGAAGAGCGUCUGUUAAAAUAAGUGUCUAAUUUAUCAUAUCCUCAAUGACUUUCACAGAUGAACUUUGUGUGUCCUAAGCACUUGUGUUAUGUCUGUAUUUUUUCAUCACUGUGUAUAUAAACCGUUGUACAAUGGACGCACACGAUUCUUUCAGUCUCAAUCAAGCAUAGCAAGAGAUGGGACUAUUUCCGACUAUUAUAACAAAUGCUUUUAUUGUUGGUAAAAUUUGUUAUUGUUAUUAUACAUAUUUUGUUAAUGGGGUCAACUAUUUGAACAUGGCAGAUGUAACUGGUGUUUCAAUGUUUAAAAAAAUCCUGUAUGCAUUGUAUUAUAGCUGAGAAAACAAUCGCUUUGGUAAUCAAACGUGAAAGUGCCAGAGUGAGAGGAGACCUGGGCGAGGUUGUGGGAGGAAACCGAACACAUUUCUGUUGGUCACUGUCCUCCAUUCAUGUCAACGGGCAUAUUUUUUAAUCUAGAUGAUGCUCUAAAAAGAAACGUGUGAAAAGAACCUUCAAAAUGUCAUGAAAGCUCAUUGUAAAAUUUGCCUUUUUUCGUAUGACUCCAUGUCUCUCUUUUAUUCAGUAUACACAUUUAUACUCUGUGCUGCACAUGUCACGAAUAAAUGUAUGAUGAACAUCAUUACGCACCGGAGACGUUGCAUUAUGUCCAGACAAUCUUAGGCCAAUAAAACAAACAUCAACUGCUGACAU
Molecule: messenger RNA, 7296 nt
Organism: Pseudoliparis swirei
Lineage: Eukaryota; Metazoa; Chordata; Actinopteri; Perciformes; Liparidae
Gene: arid1b
Product: AT rich interactive domain 1B (SWI1-like)
Exons: 21
Coding region: 23-5968 (1981 amino acids)
Biological process (GO): regulation of transcription by RNA polymerase II; positive regulation of DNA-templated transcription; chromatin remodeling
Cellular component (GO): nucleoplasm; nBAF complex; brahma complex
Molecular function (GO): nucleosome binding; DNA binding
Source: RefSeq, a predicted model, not a curated record